AUGAAGGCCAACCACAGCACAGAGGAGCGCUUCCUCCUGCUGGGUUUCUCCGACUGGCGCUCCCUGCAGCCUGUCCUCCUCGCCCUUGUCCUCCCCUGCUACCUCGUGACUCUGACGAGCAACUCGCCUCUUGUGCUGCUGGCAGUGCGCGACCCGCGCCUGCACACGCCCAUGUACUACUUCCUCUGCCAUCUGGCCCUGGUGGACGCGGGCUUCAUCACCAGCGUGGUGCCGCCGCUGCUGGCCAGCCUGCGCGGCCCGGCGCUGUCGCUGCAGCGCCGCGGCUGCAAGUCCCUGGCGCUGGGCUCGGCCGAGUGCGUCCUCCUGGCGGUGAUGGCGCUGGACCCCGCCCAGGGGCAGGGCAAGUUCUGCCGCCCGCUGCCCGGCGCCUCCUGGCUCGGCGGCCUCACCAACUCUGCGGCGCAAACGGCGCUCUUGGCGGCGCGGCCUCUGUGCGCGCCCCUCGGGGUGGACCACUUCAUCUGCGAGCUGCCCGCGCUGCUCAAGCUGGCCUGCUCCGGCGGCCGACACGCCACCGAGCGCCAGAUGUUCGCCGCCCGCGUGCUCAUCUUGCUGGUGCCGUCCGCCGUCAUCCUGGCCUCGUAUGGCGCCGUGGCCCUCGGUGUAUGGGGCAUGCGGUCCGGCGGGGGCCAGAGGAAAGCGAUGGGCACCUGUGGGUCUCACCUGACAGCCGUCUGCCUGUUCUACGGCUCGGCCAUCUAUACCUACCUGCAACCCACGCACAGCUACAACCAGGGGCAGGGCAAGUUCGUUUCGCUUUUCUACACUGUAGUCACACCGGCCCUCAACCCACUCAUCUACACGCUCAGCAAUAAAGUGAAGGGGGCAGCGAGGAGGCUCCUGGGGAGUCUGGGGAGAGGGCAAGCUGGGCAGUGA
This is a messenger RNA of Diceros bicornis minor, 897 nucleotides long. RefSeq names its product putative olfactory receptor 2I1. The coding region runs from base 1 to 897 and encodes 298 amino acids. NCBI's taxonomy places the organism in Eukaryota, Metazoa, Chordata, Mammalia, Perissodactyla, Rhinocerotidae. Gene Ontology annotation, cellular component: membrane. The record is from RefSeq and is a predicted model, not a curated record. Gene Ontology annotation, molecular function: olfactory receptor activity; G protein-coupled receptor activity. Gene Ontology annotation, biological process: G protein-coupled receptor signaling pathway. The transcript is spliced from 2 exons.